AUGGUUUUUCGUGCCAUUUCUAGUUGGUUCACUGUAGUCUACUCAUCAGUCGAGGCUAUCGCUUUUGUUAGUCGCGCAGUCAGUGCCAGGGAGUCACCAAACUACACCUUUGGUCCUUGUGUUGUGCAGAAUUUACUUCUUCUGCUGGGGCCCACAUGCUAUGCUGCAUCCAUCUACAUGGGUCUGGGACGAUACAUCCGAGAAUUGGAGGGAGAGCAGUUCUCGCUGCUCAAGCCGAACUGGUUGACCAAAGUCUUCCUCGUUGGCGACAUAGUAUCAAUUGCGCUGCAAGCGGUUGAUGGUGGAAAGUUCGUGAAGUUUGAUACCGCAGAUAACGAGACGACAGUAGAAAACGUUGUGAUUGCUGGUAUUAUGGUACAGCUCGUGUUUUUUACUCUCUUUAUUGCGCUAGCCACAUCAUUCUACUAUCUGUUUCUCAACAAGUCUCUAGUACAGCCUUACGGCUGGCAAAAGUUCAUGGUCGUCAUUUCUGUCGCAAGUGCACUUAUCCUCAUACGAUCUCUUUUUCGGAUGAUUGAGUAUAUUGAGGGACGUGAUGGAGAGCUACAAUCUAAAGAGGCAUAUCUCUAUAUCCUCGAUGCGAUUCCUAUGGCUAUUAUCCUAACCUUGUCGAAAAGAUAUUUUGAAACCCCUGAACUAUGCCCAGAUGGUCCUUACGUAUAUCCCUCUCAUGAUUGGGAGCUUUAUGAGAUUGCUUGCUGGUGGUACACUGACCGACUGGCUGCCUUCUGUACGGCAUCGGCGCCCGCAGAGGUCCACUGCAUCCUGCCACGUAUUGGAAACUUUCUGGUGGUCCUCUACACUAACGUUCGCCUCCCGAUUGCUCUCGGCUAUGCUAACGUCUCCUAUCCUGGGCUCGAGGACGGAAUUGUCCAACUCUUAAACUUCAAUAUUACGGAGCUCGAUCUGAGGAACGAGGGCCCAAGUUGCACAGAAUUUCCCGACGGUUACAAUCUGCCUUUCCGGUCGGACGGAAGCGAUCGCUAUCGCUCGGCGCCACAUAUCCUAUCGCUAUAUGACUAUCACUUUCAAAAGUCCGAGUUGGAAUACAUGCGGUCAGGAGCACCAGACUGGGCAAACGAGGAUGGCACAUGGCCAGUGUCGAAUUCCACAAACGCUUUUAUCAGAUGGACAACGGAAAUGUACUAUCGCAGCCAAUGGAAAUGGGACAAGCUGUCAUACGAAUUUAAGUAUCCCGCUGGUCUAACAGGCUAUUCUGCAUGGCAAGAUGAGGGAAUCGCGCAAAGGUGGUAUGAUCGGCGACAUACACCGAUUGAGAGGUUAUCAAUGGAAAACAUGCAGCUCUGGCUGGAAGCUAUGGACUUCUCUAAGGUGCACACUUUGUCAAUCGCUAAUGGAAACACUUGGCCAGAAGGAAAAGGUUUACUCGUUAAUCUUCCUCCGGCAUUAACACGUCUCGAGAAUCUCUCUAUCCAAGGUCGGUGGUUAAAUUGGAGAACACAUCUGGCGGAGUGUGAAGCUGCCCCGGGGCCUUUACCAAAGAACAAGUGGUCUUCUUCACCGCCUCCUCCGGCACACGAUUUUAUCAUGGCAUUACCUCCAAAAUUGAAGAAAUUCAUCUGGAAAGAGAGUGAAACGGUGCAAGAGGACAUUUUCAACCCUGUUUUGAAACAUCAUGGAUCCACGCUACAACAUCUAGAAUGGACAAACCAUGAGAGAGGAUUCAAGCCUAGGUCCAUAUUAACUCAAGAUCAGCUGCGCAGCUUGGGAGAAUGGGCACCUGGUUUGACCAGCCUUACGAUCGAUCUCGAACGAAGAAACGGGACCUUACCUCAAGAGGAAUUGAAGAUCCUUGCUGGGGCUUUACCCAAACUGAGAAGCCUGGUUGUUCAUCUAAAUUUGCUGGACGAAGGUCUACUGAUGAAUAAUACUGGCUAUGAAGAUAAGAAGAAACACGCAUCGGAUUCUGUUUUGGAUGUCGGGAAAGGUCUUGAUUUGUUCCAAGGUCUAGGAAAUGCCAAGAUCCGCGAGAAGUUAGAAAGUGUCAAGUUCCUUCAGGGUGAAUGGACUAAUAAUUGGCCUUUCGGUCAAAGUCUCUGGGAGGAUAGAUAUUGGGUCAGGUGUUGGUUGGAUGAAAAGGAUGAGGGACCGGGGGCAAGGUGCAAUUCGGGACAUGAUAACGCCUAUGACCCCGACUUCUGA
Fusarium subglutinans is the source of this 2184-nucleotide messenger RNA. RefSeq names its product RTM1. Bases 1 to 2184 code for a protein of 727 amino acids. Gene Ontology annotation, cellular component: membrane. NCBI's taxonomy places the organism in Eukaryota, Fungi, Ascomycota, Sordariomycetes, Hypocreales, Nectriaceae. The record is from RefSeq and is a predicted model, not a curated record. The transcript has 6 exons.